AUGUCGGACUUUGAAGACGAAAUGGACAUUGAUGUCCCAGUGUCCAAGGACGUCAUGUUCGCCGCCACCAAUACGGCCAAGGGCAAGCGAAGCGCCGGCAAUCUGCCCGUUGAAGCAGAAGACAGUCUCCCAUGGGUCGAAAAGUACCGCCCCGUAUCUCUCUCCGAUGUGUCUGGCCAACAAGACAUUCUCGCAACCAUCAACAAGUUUGUCGACACGAACCGACUCCCUCAUCUCCUUUUCUACGGUCCUCCUGGUACCGGUAAAACAUCAACCGUUCUUGCCCUGGCCCGACAAAUCUAUGGCACCGCAAACAUGCGCCAGAUGGUGCUCGAGUUGAACGCUUCCGAUGACCGUGGUAUCGACGUUGUGCGCGAGCAAAUCAAGACCUUUGCCUCCACCAAGCAGAUCUUCUCCCUCGGCUCCUCCUCUUCGCGCUCGGGGCUGGCUGGUUUCAAGCUCAUCAUUCUCGACGAGGCUGAUGCCAUGACGUCCACAGCGCAGAUGGCCCUCCGUCGCAUCAUGGAAAAGUACACGGCCAACACUCGCUUCUGCAUCAUUGCCAAUUACUCCCACAAGCUCAGCCCAGCCCUCCUGUCGAGAUGCACACGGUUCCGUUUCAGCCCUCUAAAAGAAAAGGAUAUUCGUGUCUUGGUGGACAAGGUCAUUGACGAGGAAAAUGUCAAGAUUCUGCCAGAUGCUACCGAUGCGCUGGUGCGGUUGAGCAAGGGUGAUAUGCGUCGGGCGUUAAACGUCCUACAGGCUUGCCACGCGUCAAGUACACCCCUUCAACCAAAGAACGCCCCCAAGAUCGCCGAAAAGGACAUUGUACGGGAGACCAUCACCAUUCGAACCAUCUACGACUGCGUUGCCGCGCCACCACCCGACGCCAUCAAAAAGAUUCUCAGCACACUUUUGAGCACGAGCGACGUCACAACCUGUCUGUCGACUAUCAACACCCUCAAGGUUGCACAAGGUUUGGCCCUUGCCGACAUUAUCACCGCUCUGUCGGAAGAGAUCAUCAAGCUGGAAGUCAAGCCGCAGGUCAUGAUCACAUGGCUUGAUGAACUUGCCAAGAUUGAGCAUCGGGUAGCGAGCGGAGCCGGAGAGGUGAUCCAGACUGGUGCGGUAGUGGGUGCGAUACGGAAUGGUGUAGAACUGAUGGGAUAGUGUUGUUGUUGUUGAGAGUCAAAAGCAAAAAGCUACUCGGUGUUGUUUUGUCUGCAUCUAUGGUUCGGAGUUUAAGC
Molecule: messenger RNA, 1247 nt
Organism: Neurospora tetrasperma FGSC 2508
Lineage: Eukaryota; Fungi; Ascomycota; Sordariomycetes; Sordariales; Sordariaceae
Exons: 3
Coding region: 1-1170 (389 amino acids)
Biological process (GO): DNA repair; DNA-templated DNA replication
Cellular component (GO): Ctf18 RFC-like complex; Elg1 RFC-like complex; DNA replication factor C complex
Molecular function (GO): ATP hydrolysis activity; ATP binding; DNA binding
Source: RefSeq, a predicted model, not a curated record